AUGUCCGACGUCAAGCUGGACUCCGCUGUCUUCUUCAAGCGCGCCAGUAAGAUCUUUGACGCGCUGGAGAAACCAUUGGGGGACACAGCAGAACUCGCACAAGUCGAUGCGAUCCAGAUCUUUCUCGGCGACGCAGGUGACGACUCGGCGUCAUUCAACAAGACCGCAGCGCUCCAGACCUACUUGUUAGGCUUCGAGUUCCCUUCCACGAUCAUCAUUGUCUGGAAGUCGUCCAAGAAGAUCACGUUCGUGUGCAGCUCGUCAAAAGCGAAGAUCUUGCGCCAACUUCAGUCACAACAAGGGAUCGAGAUCGACGUGAGAGUGCGCGCCCCGAAGGAUGAAUCCACGGCUCGCGUCAUCCCUGACCUCAUCCUGUCGCUCGCCGACAUGAAGCUCGGCGUCAUUCCCAAAGACAAGACGAGCGGCAAGCUUUCCGAUGAGUGGAACACAGCCAUUGCGGAAGCCAAAGGAGGCCUCCAGACUGUGGACGUCACUGUUGCUAUGUCGGCCGUCCUUGCCGUCAAGGACCAGGACGAGAUUGACGCGACCGUCACUGCUGCGCGCUUAGUCUCGACGUGUAUGGAGAAGUACUUCAAGUCGAAGAUGGAGGCGUUAAUCGACCGUGGCACGGAGAUCACCCACGAGGCAUUCUCUCAACUGGUCGAGGAGAAGAUUGGCAACGACGACAAGGGUGCGGACAUGAAGCUGUGGAACAAGAAUCCUAAGCUGGCGAACGUCGACUUUACCAACACUGACUGGGUCUACUCGCCCAUCAUCCAGUCGGGUGGCGAGUACGACCUGCGUGUGUCGGCAUACUCGAACGAGAACCCCCUCAAGCCUGGCGUCAUCCUCUCCAGCCUGGGCAUUCGCUACAAGUCAUACUGUGCUAGCUCCGCGCGGACAUUCAUGAUCAACCCCUCCAAGAAGCAGGAGUCCAACUUCUCCACUCUAUUGGACGUGCGCUUAGAGGUGAUCAAGAUGUGCAAAGCAGGUGUGGCCGUCAGAGACCUCUACAAUACCGCCCACGCGGCGUUCCAGGAGCGCGGACUGGGCGGACACUUUCCCAAGAACAUUGGGUUCGCGUGUGGACUUGAGUACCGAGACAGCUCCUUCUUACUUGCCCCUAAGAAUGAGCGUAAGCUGGAGACCAACAUGACCCUGGUCAUCUCUCUUGGAUUACAGGAUCUUCCCGACAAGAACGGCAACUACAGUCUUCUCCUCUCUGACACCGUCCAGGUCGGCCCGAACGCCGGCACCUCUCUCACCGAGGGCUGCGUCAAGCUGCGUGACGUGGUCAUGGAGCUGGACGACGAGGACGAGCCCGAGCCUGAGCCCAAGCCCAAGCCCAAGGCGGCUGCCGCCAAGCCGAAGAAGUCUGUGAGCAACGGGACCACGAAGUCGCCAGCCAAGACUCGCGGUGCUGGAACUGUCAAGGCGACCCGUGGAGCUCAGCGCGAGCAGGUCGAAUCGACGACCGAACAACGUAUCAAGCUCCACCAGCAAGAGUUACACGCGCAGCGCAAAGCCGCUGGCUUGAAGAAAUGGGCCAACGGUGGCAAGGGAAAUGACGAGGGCAGUGGCAAGGUCAUUAAGAAGUUCGAGUCGUACAAGCGUGAGGAGCAACUUCCCAGCAUUGUGUCCGAGCGGCGAAUCUAUGUUGACGAGGGACGUCAAUCGGUCGUCUUGCCCAUCAACGGCUUCGCGACACCUUUCCACGUCUCGAUCAUCAAGAAUGUCUCCAAGAUUGAGGAGGCCGAGCAUCUUGCCCUGCGCAUCAACUUCCAGUCGCCAGGUCAGAUUGCGGGCAAAAAGGAGGACAUGCCCUUCGAGGACCCCGACGCCACGUUUGUGCGUUCCCUCACGUUCAGGUCCAAGGACAAGCGUCACAUUGAAAAAGUCUUCACUCAGAUUUCUGAGCUGAAGAAGGCGGCGACCAAACGCGAGGCUGAGCGCAAGGAGAUGGCGGAUGUCAUCGAGCAGGAGCGACUGAUUGAAAUCAAGGGCCGGCAUCCGUACGUGCUCAAGAACCUCUUCCCCCGCCCAAACAUGGAGGGCAAGAAGAUGGAUGGCAAUCUCGAGAUACAUUCCAACGGCAUCCGCUUCCGUCCCGACACCAUGCCCGGCAAGACCCCAGACAAGGACCACAAGAUCGACUUGCUGUUCAGUAACAUGAAGCAUUUGUUCUUCCAGCCCAGCGAGAAGGAACUCAUUGUGCUCCUGCAUGUCCACCUCAAGGCGCCAAUCAUGAUCGGCAAGAAGAAGACAUGGGACGUCCAGUUCUACCGCGAAGUGUCCGACAUGAACUUCGAUGAGACCACCGGCAAGCGACGCAAGGCUCGCUACGGCGACGAGGACGAGAUCGAGCAGGAGCAAGAGGACCGCCGGAGGCGCGCCGAGCUGGACAAGAUGUUCCAGGCGUUCGCAAAGCGCGUCUCGGACGCCGCCCAGCAACAGCAGUACGAGAUCGAGGUCGAUGUGCCGUUCCGCGAGCUCGGCUUCAGCGGUGUGCCACACCGCACCAACGUCACAUUAAUGCCGACGACCGACUGCCUCGUCCAUUUGAGCGAGAUGCCGUUCACUGUCAUCACGCUCUCAGAAAUCGAGACCGUCCACUUUGAACGUGUCCAAUUUGGCCUUAAGGCGUUCGACAUGGUGUUCGUGUUCAACGACUUCAAGAAGGCACCAACCGCGAUCAACUCGAUUCCCGUCGUACACUUGGACAAUGUCAAGGAGUGGCUUGACUCCGUCGACAUUCCUAUCUCUGAGGGUCCCGUCAACCUGUCAUGGCCUCAGAUUAUGAAGACGAUUAACGACGACCCAUACGAGUUCUACAGUAUGGGCGGCUGGGAGUUCCUCGUGGGCAACGGCGAGUCGGAUGCGGAGGAUGAGAGCUCCGAGGGCUCCGUGUUCGAGGACGAGAGCGACGACUUUGACGAGGAUGAGAGUAACUCGGAGUCGGACUUCUCUGACGAUGACGACGACGACUCGGAUGGCAGCGGCGGUGACUUCUCCGACGAGAGUGGCGAGUCGUGGGACGCGUUGGAGCGCAAGGCCAAGCGCGCAGACGACAAGCGUGCCGACGAGUUCUCAGACGACGACCGCAAGAAGAAAAAGAAUGGAGGUCGCCGCUAG
This is a messenger RNA of Cutaneotrichosporon cavernicola, 3132 nucleotides long. RefSeq lists its product as uncharacterized. The transcript is spliced from 10 exons. The record is from RefSeq and is a predicted model, not a curated record. Gene Ontology annotation, cellular component: FACT complex. Gene Ontology annotation, biological process: transcription elongation by RNA polymerase II. Gene Ontology annotation, molecular function: nucleosome binding. The coding region runs from base 1 to 3132 and encodes 1043 amino acids. Lineage: Eukaryota; Fungi; Basidiomycota; Tremellomycetes; Trichosporonales; Trichosporonaceae.